Molecule: messenger RNA, 2826 nt
Organism: Gambusia affinis (western mosquitofish)
Lineage: Eukaryota; Metazoa; Chordata; Actinopteri; Cyprinodontiformes; Poeciliidae
Gene: prkacbb
Product: protein kinase, cAMP-dependent, catalytic, beta b
Exons: 10
Coding region: 432-1487 (351 amino acids)
Biological process (GO): peptidyl-serine phosphorylation
Cellular component (GO): nucleus; cAMP-dependent protein kinase complex
Molecular function (GO): ATP binding; cAMP-dependent protein kinase activity
Source: RefSeq, a predicted model, not a curated record
UGAUGUUACUUCAAAAAGACGCGGAAGCCAACAUGGUCUGGUAUCUUGUCACCGACAUCUCGGGCCAAUCCAAGCCUUGAGCUCAGCACCCAGAAUGCGGCUGAGCAGCCGGAGAGGGCUGGAGUAGAAGCAGCAGCUUAUAGCCUGAUACACGAGUGACCGCUAGCUUCAUGUCAGCCGUGCAGACAUCACUGAAGUAGCAGCACUGGAAAUCUUCCUGCGGGAAGGAGGCGGGAGACAGAAGGAAGAGCGAGAGGACGGCCAAGAAGGGAUACGGGACAUCAUUUGAUCCGACGAGAAUAAAUGUUUACGUUGAUUCGGGUUCAACUGUUUUAAAGAGCUCCAAAAAGAAUAAGAAUAAAAAUAAAAACACCAGCAGGAAGGUUAGCUAGCCGCCGCCAUCUCCUCUUAGUCGGAGCGACUUCCACACCAUGGGGAACGCUGCAACCGCAAAGAAGGGCAACGAACUGGAGAGCGUUAAAGAGUUUCUGGCUAAAGCCAAAGAAGAUUUCCUACGGAAAUGGGAAAACCCACCACAGUGCUCAACGUGCCUAGAGGACUUUGAGAGGUUAAAGACUCUGGGUACGGGCUCAUUCGGAAGAGUCAUGCUGGUCAAACACACAGAAGCAGAACAAUACUUUGCCAUGAAAAUCUUGGACAAGCAGAAGGUGGUGAAACUUAAACAAAUAGAACACACAUUAAACGAGAAGAAGAUAUUACAAGCUGUGAGCUUUCCUUUUAUCGUCAGACUCGAGUACGCCUUUAAGGACAACUCCAAUUUGUACAUGGUAAUGGAGUACAUAUCAGGAGGAGAAAUGUUCUCUCACUUAAGACGAAUUGGAAGAUUCAGUGAGCCACACGCACGAUUUUACGGUGCCCAGAUAGUGCUGACGUUUGAGUACCUACACUCAUUAGACCUCAUUUACAGAGAUCUAAAACCUGAGAAUCUUCUCAUUGACAACCAUGGCUACAUUCAGGUGACAGACUUUGGAUUUGCCAAGAGAGUAAAAGGAAGAACCUGGACGUUGUGUGGAACACCAGAAUACCUCGCGCCAGAGAUCAUUCUAAGCAAAGGCUAUAACAAAGCUGUGGACUGGUGGGCCCUCGGAGUUCUCAUCUAUGAAAUGGCAGCUGGUUACCCUCCGUUCUUUGCUGAUCAGCCGAUUCAGAUCUAUGAAAAGAUAGUGUCUGGAAAGGUACGAUUCCCAUCCCACUUCAGCUCUGAUUUGAAGGACCUGUUAAGAAACCUGCUGCAGGUGGACCUGACCAAACGCUAUGGAAACCUGAAGAACGGCGUCAACGACAUCAAAGGCCACAAAUGGUUUUCCACAACAGACUGGAUCGCAAUCUACGAGCGAAAGGUGGAAGCUCCAUUCAUACCAAAGUUUAAAGGCCCUGGGGACACGAGCAACUUUGACGAUUAUGAGGAGGAGGCUAUCCGCAUUUCUGUAACGGACAAAUGCGCAAAGGAGUUUGCAGAUUUUUAAGACAGAAGAACAUGGAUAUAUCAGGGAAUCAUAACGGGGACCUUUGCACUCUUCUAAAAGACUUGGGAUGGAAUGAGGACCAUCUUGUUUUUUCUUUUUUUUCAGAUCUACGUAGUCCCUUCAUUCCACAAGGCUGAAAGAGGUCGCCGUGUUCCUUGAGUGUUGAAAACUUUAACUCACCGUCAAAAACACUUGCAUAUUAAAGCAGACAAGUCACUCUUUGUUUUUACUUUUUUGUUUUUGUCACUUUGAAGGCAGUUAGUUUUUGGAUGUAUUUGUUCCCAACUGAAAUGUGAUAUGUUUUUUAUUUUUUAUUCUUUGAAAGGGAGUGGAAAAAUUGAGUUUGUGGUCACUAACAGUCCACACUCUGACUUAGGAGGUCAUUUGGCACUCAGUAGAGUGGGUUGUUUUGCUUUUCCUUUUUUCAUCGUCAGUGUAAUUUUGAUGUCCACAUCCCACUAAGUUGAGGCAGCGUACCCAGCAAUAUUUGGUCCAUUUGGUCCAUAUUGCAGUUUUUACUACAAAGAAAUAUUGAGUGUAUGAAGCAUGACCAAAUAGAAAGUAUCUGGUUGACAACAACAAAAGUUCUUUCCUUUCUUUGCUUUUUGCCUCUGAAAGCCAAAUCAACCCCCCAAACAGAUCUCACUUUUUUUUUGCUGUUGUUUUUUUGUCCCACCCCUACACACAUUUGGAUAUUGCAGCUGGUAAAGCUUGCAUUAAAUAAAACGCAAGUCCAUCUGUGUGUUUGCUAAAUUUGGAGUUGGCUACUUGCAUUUAAAUGAUAUACUCUGCCAUCUUGCUGGUUUUGGUCAGGGUUUGCUUUUUGUUCUUGUGUUCAAAGUUAGUCUUUGCCCCUCAAUUUUGGGUUCAUUCAAGACCUUUUGUCACAAGUCUGUGGGAAAAUGGAUAUUCAUUAAAGGGAUAUAAAUGAAUAAAAUCCUUUUUGAGGAUUUGGAGUGUUUUACGUCAAAAAGGUCAGUGUGCACAGUGUUCACGCUUUGUGCCUGAGCACUACUUAUAUAUAUUUUUUAUGUAUUGAAGAAGAUGUUUUAAAAUUUUAAGAGAGAAAGGGAAAUAUACACAUAUAUUACAUAUUUAUUACAUAUCACCCCAAAUAAAUUUGUUUAAUUCUUGUGACAGGUUUGCAACUCCUAGGUGUGCGUGUUUGAAAGCUUGAUUUCAAAGUUUGUCUCACAGAACACCGGCUAAACUGAAGACUGCUCCUUUGUAUCACAUGUAACCCUGUUCCUGUUAAGCUCAUAACAUCCAUAUAUGCAUUGUUUCAUAUAUUUUUAUUUAUACACAUUAGAGAUGCUAAUAAAUUUUAUUUUUAAAAGUG